Molecule: messenger RNA, 1204 nt
Organism: Podarcis lilfordi (Lilford's wall lizard)
Lineage: Eukaryota; Metazoa; Chordata; Lepidosauria; Squamata; Lacertidae
Source: the annotation of a GenBank genome assembly
AUGAGGCGCUUCCUUCAUAGCAACCUCCCUAAACAACACGAUCUGCCGUCCUCCACUCCCCAAAAUGAUCGUGGGCUAACCUGGUUCGUGAAAACAAGGCAGAGCACCCCUCAAUUUCCUUCCCUUCCUUUUCUUUUCUUUGAAAGGGCAACAACUUUGCUGCAGACGGGGCUGCUCCCCUGCUGGACCUCUUUCCCCUCUCCUGCCCACUUUGGUGAAGGGGGCGCCCGCAGCAGAGCCCCCGCCCUGGCGCCCUACCUGUAAGGGAUCCAGUCCGCCUGGUGCUUCGAAGUCAUCGCUCGCCGAAGGAGCUAGUAGCCGAGGCAGGGACAGCAGUCCCCAGGGCCGGGACGGGAGGCGAGCGGGCGGGCGCGGAUCCCCUGGUCACAGCCUCCCACCGGCCAGGGCAGCAUCCUUUACCCGGCCUAAGGAGCGGCGGCGGCGGCGGCGGCGAGGUCAAGUACAUGGGGAGGAAUUAUCCAAGCGGGGCUCCGAAGAGCGGAGGCAGCAUUUUCCGCGCGAGGGUCGCGCGCAGCGGCAGCGGCUGAGGGAGCGGGAGGCGCCCCUAGCCACAGUCCCUUUCAGCAGCGGCUGGUCGGCGAGUCGCUCACGAGACCCACGCGAGAAGGAGGCGAGGAGGAGCAGGGGGCGGGAGAAGCCGCGGCGACUCUGGCGACCCCCGAGCCCGCGUCCCGGCCGUUGUUGCCUUCCUUCAGCCAAUCAGGGUCAGCCCGCGCGUUUGUACACAGAGCCGAAAAGAGACGCCCGCCUUGCCCCAGCAGCGCCCAGGCGCGGCCACUGCGCUACACUGCACUGCAUUGCAUGUUCCCUGGACGCGGCGGCGGCGGCGGCAGCGGCAGCCGGGCCGGCCGCCUCCAAAACGCCUCCCUCCUUCCCUCCCUCCUUCGCCCUCGCGCCGGCCAAUCGUCAGCGCCCUCCCUCCGGCCUGCCGGAGUUCCCCGCCUCGGCCGUCGCCGUGGCCCUGAAGGGGUCCUGCGCGCCGCGCGCGCCCUCUCGCCAGGAGGCUUCCGAGGCCAGUGUAGGCGCGCGCAUCUUAGAAGGGGGGGGGUGGGAUGGAAAGAGCGGGCCGGAGAAGAGGAGGAGGGGGCCGGCGGGGGGGGGGGGCUUGGAAACGGCGCGCGCGAGGCGGAGGCUAAGGGAUAAAGAAUGUGUGGCGUUUUCGAGAUUCGCAAUGCUCUCCUGA